Molecule: messenger RNA, 2024 nt
Organism: Paraphaeosphaeria sporulosa
Lineage: Eukaryota; Fungi; Ascomycota; Dothideomycetes; Pleosporales; Didymosphaeriaceae
Product: RCC1/BLIP-II protein
Exons: 3
Coding region: 25-1893 (622 amino acids)
Cellular component (GO): cytoplasm
Molecular function (GO): guanyl-nucleotide exchange factor activity; protein binding
Source: RefSeq, a predicted model, not a curated record
UAACGUACCACCAGAACCAACAACAUGGCUGAAUCAAUCAAUAUCACGGAACUUCCGCUGGACAUACUUGUAUUGGUCUUUCCCUAUCUUGAUGCCAAAAGCUUCCUCGCUUUUUGUAGUACUUGCAAGGCAUUUCAGCAGCCCUCGAUUCGCUUGGACCCUGCAUAUUGGUCCUUCCAGAGCCGCAGCACUUUUCGCAUACCAAACCAGCCAGUUGUGCAGCAUGAUGGAGUUCGCUGGCAGAAGAUGUACAAACGCCUCUUCACACAGACCCGAGUGUAUACAUGGGGAAGCGAGGGAAACAAUCGUCUAGGUCAUCAGACAAACGCCCGGUCAUGCCCGUCUCCUCAAGAAAUGCAUGGAGCUCGAGAGAUGGGGGUCAUCGCUGAUUUACAAAACGGUGGAUGGUCGACUACGAUCCUCAACUCUAAAGGGACAUUGUAUUCAGUUGGACUCUUGGAUGGCGAGCGAAGCUGGGGUGGUAACGCUGAUCCAAAAGCGUUGACUUUCCCACCCGGAUACCCACAAUCACCUGCUGCCGCUGCGUACAACGAGCCCACAAUCGCAAUACGUCAGUUUUCUUCUGGGCGAUCACACAUACUAGGUCUCUCCGACAGUGGUCGGAUCUGGUCUUGGCACAGUUUUGAUCACCCUGCUGUUCAGAUCAAGUUCGUCAAUAUAGAUCUCAAAGAAGAUUCUUCUGGUGGUUCAAAACUGGCAAACAGUUCGCUAUUUGGGACAGUGAAGCAGGUAGUCGCAGGGUGGAGUUAUAGUUCAGCUUAUAUUCAUGGUGUCGGAGUCGUUGCGUGGGAGCCGCUCCGACCCAGAGCAGCCCAGCAUGGUCCACGGCGAGCUCGCUCAGUCCCACGGCGGCUCUUACAGCGGGACCCUGAGCCUGACGAGCCUGACACUAUGUUGCUACUUGAGAAUUUCGAGCUUCCAAAGACAGGGUACCAACGCCCCAAGGGAGCUGUCCGAGAAUCAGACCAAGACCGGGCUCUUGGAGAAGAAGUUGGACAGGUGAAGAACCACAUUGUUCUUGAGCACUUCGUGGUAUUUGUCACCGAUAUUGGCAAAGUGUUCUGCAGUAGGCUGGAUGAGAAAGGCAGGGCAGACAACAUUUUGGAGCUUUGUGCGUUCGGUGGUGAGAUUGGAAAACCGUUGGACGUUCAAGGCUCAUUCCGGACAUUCGCAGUAUUCAGCAAUGGCAGGGUAGUCAUUGCGGAGCAGGAUUACUUAGAAAGAAGUUGGAACGCGCGUACUACCAAUCCUAAUCAGACGGAGAUUGCAGGGUUGAAGUACAUACCGGCUCUGCAACACAACAACGUUGUGUCGAUAGCCUUUGGUGAUUGGCACUUUCUGGCCCUGCACUCGACUGGAAAGAUAACCGCGUAUGGCAAGGGAGUGGGGUUCCAGGAAUCUCUCGGGCUAGGAGCACUACAGGCCGUUCGCCUCCGUGGUCUCGAUUCCCCGAGCUUCGCUCGAGACGGUUAUACGAGAGGUAAAGAAGUAUGGUUCCGCAAAGAACAGCAGGAGUGGCUGGAGCUCCUUCAUUCUGGCGGCAAAGACGUGCAAGAGGCAGCAGGGCGAUAUGGUCUGUACUCCGGUGGGAACCUAAACAUCCUAGGUGAGCUGGGCGAAUGGAUCGAGCAAGAGGCUAAAGUCUGGGACGAGGAUAAGGGCGAGGAUGGUCUCGGUGCUUACUUUGCGCUCAGAGUGAGUGCAGCAGGUCAUCAUUCAGGUGCUGUGCUCCUGGUGAACGAAGAGCUUGCAAAGAAGGAGAUCAAUUAUGAUUGGCGCAACAAAUCAUUCCCCCGUCUAGUACAUGAUGGCGAGGAGAUGCCAGGCUCAGUUCCGAUCGAUGAGUGGCGGGAGGGCAGGCCUGAGCUUUAGCUUGGUUAGGAGAAUACUUAAGCGCACAGCAUGGGCAAGUGGCACUCAGGCUCGGAAAAUGACCCACUGAUCAUGAACGAAUACGUCAAUGAUGUAGCUAUACACCCUCCUAUCAUGCGAAGUACUUGGCG